Molecule: messenger RNA, 689 nt
Organism: Phytophthora sojae
Lineage: Eukaryota; Oomycota; Peronosporomycetes; Peronosporales; Peronosporaceae
Exons: 3
Coding region: 1-633 (210 amino acids)
Biological process (GO): N-terminal protein amino acid modification; peptidyl-methionine modification
Cellular component (GO): mitochondrion
Molecular function (GO): peptide deformylase activity
Source: RefSeq, a predicted model, not a curated record
AUGACGCUUGUGUUCCUCGGCAACUCCGCUCUGCGGCGAGUGUCCAAGUCUGUGGCUGACGUGAAGGCUCCGGCCGUCCGUAGGCUGCUGGAGUCGAUGGAGCAGGAAGUGCGCCUGGAGGCGGGCGUGGGCAUCGCGGCGCCGCAGCUCGCCCACAACCUGCGCAUGUUCCUGAUGAUCAAGAACAUGCCGGAGAACGAGGACGACCUGGACAAACUGGACUACCAGGAGGUGCUGAAUCCGGAGAUCGUGGCCAUGUCGGACUCGACCAAGCGCGACUUCGAAGGCUGCUUGAGCGUGCCCGGCUACCAGGGCAUCGUCAAGCGCGCUCAGGAGAUCCGAGUGCAGUACGAGGACGCUGAAGGCCGCAAGAUCCAGGAGACGCUGGUGGACUUCCCCGCCCGUGUCUUCCAGCACGAGCUCGACCACCUCAACGGUGUCAUGUACCUGGACCGCAUGGACCCCGGCAGUCUCAUUCACAACGAGGAGUUCGAGGCUAUGGAGUGGGUGGACAUCCAGAAGCUGCUGCUGCAGGGCCCGCCGAAGAUCCCGCCGCUCAUGGUCCCCAUGUCCACACAGACCUCUAGCGGUCGCCAAGCCAAGGGCAAAGGCAAGCACAAGAACAAGUUCUAGAGAGCGGCGGUGUCUAGUGCAUGUCCCGGAUCAAUUUGAUAAAAAGGUGUUACACG